Molecule: messenger RNA, 879 nt
Organism: Kluyveromyces lactis
Lineage: Eukaryota; Fungi; Ascomycota; Saccharomycetes; Saccharomycetales; Saccharomycetaceae
Gene: SLD5
Product: DNA replication protein SLD5
Exons: 1
Coding region: 1-879 (292 amino acids)
Biological process (GO): DNA-templated DNA replication; double-strand break repair via break-induced replication
Cellular component (GO): GINS complex
Source: RefSeq, a predicted model, not a curated record
AUGAGCAUUGAUAUUGACGACAUUCUAGCUGAGCUGGAUAGGGACACUACAGCUGUUGAACAAAAUGCUUCUUCAUACCCAGACCAAAGCGAUCGAACUCAAGGCAAUGAUGUCUCUCAGAUAAGACCAGCAGAUAAGGCGGUUGACCCUGUGGCUCCCACACAGUUUAACAAAAUUGACGACUAUCAAAAGCUAAUUACACAUUGGAAGAAUGAACGUAUGAGUCCGGAGCUGCUUCCAUAUCCACAUCAUCUCAUGACUAGGACAUUAAUAAGGAUUCAAGAAAGAAUUGAACUAAUAGAAACACUAUCAAUGGGAUACUUAGAAGAUAAUCAAGAGUUAACUGUCGAUUCAAAGCUACCACUUUUAUGCAUGGAAGCAGAACUUGAGAGAUUGAAGUUCCUAGUUCGAUCUUUCAUCAGAUGCCGGUUAAGCAAAAUUGACAAAUACAGCAUUUACCUAAGACAACAAUCCGAACUACCCAAUAAUGCGGGCCUCAGCAGACUAGAUUUAUUGAUGUCCAAAGAAGAGGUGAAGUACCAUAUGAAGCAUUCUGACAUAUUACUAAAACUGUUUAACAACGCAGUACUUAAGCACUUACCAGAAGAACUGCAAGCCGUUAACGAUACUGAGGGUUCCAUCAGUAUGAUUGAUGAACCCGAUUGGAAUAAAACUGUAUUUAUACUAGUUUGUGGUGGGGUAGUUGACGAAAGUGGUAUUGAUUCGAAAUUAACGACCGAUGAUGAUGGAAAACACUGUUACUCAGUGAUUAUUGAAGAUUUAAAUGAAGAAAUUUACUUAUUAAUCGGGGCAGUAUACGUAAUACGUUAUAGUGUAAUACGAGAUCUCAUGACUGAGGGACGAGUAGUUUUAAUAUAA